AUGAAAGUUAACGACGGCCGGGUGGGUGUGCUUAUUGCCGCAUCUCUCUCUUGCGUCGCGGCCGCUCAAAGCGUCACUUCACCACCUGGAAUUGUCAAUGAUCCUAUCCUUAGCUCCAUCUCUGCUGUCAUCCCUCCUUUGACCACUCUAAACUCACCGCCCUUGAUACCCGACAAACUCCAAAAGCCGUCCGAUAUUUUCCUCCGCCAGGUCCACGCUGCUGCAAAUACCCCCGGUGCUUCUGUCUGCACUACCCUCAUCACUACCACUGGCCUUAUCCCCAGCGCUACCGCGUGUGCUUGCGGUGAAUCUCCCAGCUCUGGCUUGCCCUCCGUUAUUACUUCCGUUCUACAGACUGUUGAAAAACUACUGAAUGCUCUCGGUAACGCCGCCGGUAAUAUUGGCGCGCUUAGCCCUCUGCUUGCUGCAGUUACCGGUGCCAUCGACGCUCUGCUUGCUGCCCUUGGUGGGGUUACGUGUCUCGCUGGUGAUGCGCUGUUGUCGAUCUUCAAGAUCGUUGAUAACUUGGUCACUGUUAUUGAGAAUGUUGCACAGCAACUUGCCAAUAGCAGCGGUGUCUUGGCUCCCGUCCUCAAAUUGAUUCUUUCGGGUCUUAUCGGUAGCCUGAACAGCGUCAUUGGUACGCUUGCUUCUAUUCUCGCCAAGUCUAGUGGCUGCUACGACUGUGCUGAUAUCGACAACAUCAACAAGCUUAUCAACAGUGUCAACCAAAUUGGCGCUACGCUUUCUUCGCCUAUCACCAUUCCGUUGUUGAAACCGUGCACUAGUGGUCCCAUCACUUUGACUACGGUUGGACCUUGCCCAUCUAACACUGUGAACCCCUCUAGCCCAGCUCAGUCUAGCUCAGCUUCCCCAAGUCAGUCAGGUGCUUCUAGCUCUGGUGCACAAUCCGGCUCAGCUACUCCUAGCCAAUCUGGUGCUUCUAGCUCCGCUGCACAGUCCGGCUCUGUUGCAGCUACGGGCUCAGGUGCUUCUAGCUCAGGUGCACAGUCCGGCUCCACUAUCGCAAGCGGCUCAGGUGCUUCUAGUUCAUCUGCAGGUCCUUGUGUAACCUCAUCCGCACCUGGCAUUGUCAACGAUCCUAUUCUUAGCUCCAUCUCUGCUGUCAUCCCUCCUUUGACCACUCUAAACUCCCUUGUCCAACAGUGGCAGUCCAGUGAUGGUUUGGGUGGUGCUCUUGCUAUUCAGAACAGCUACUACCCGCUGUACAGCUCGGUUAUGAGCCUACAGGCUGCCGUUGCUAACCCUCCCCAGAUUGCUUCCAACAACGCUAUUGUCUACAUUAACUCGUUGAAUACCCUUGUUGCAGAUAUUGCAACUCUGAUGGAUAGCCUCAAUGCCAAGGCGAAUGCAUUUUCUGCAAACAAUGUUGGAGGCAUUGUUGUUGGAGACAUUACUUCGCUUGCGAGCCCAGCAUCUAAGAUCGAGGCCCAGCUAUUUGCCGGGUUCCCCAGUGAUAUUGCUUGUGCCGAUGUUUCUUCGGCAGCUAAGGUUGCUAGCAGUUUCUCAGCGGCAUUCGCUUCAGCAGUCAAGACCUUCACGAUCGCUCAAGGAAUUCCUGCGUUCCCUACAGCGCCUUCAGCCUGCUUGAGCUACUGUUCGGCUGUUUCCAGUGUUCCUGAGGGAGCUUCUAGCCCAGCUCACUCUGGUUCCUCUACCUCGAACCGUUCUGGUGCUUCCAGCUCUGGUGCUCCCUCUGGCUCAGCUACCCCCAGCCGUUCUGGUGCUUCUAGCUCCGGUGCUCAAUCUAGCUCAGCAACCCUUAGCGGCUCAGGUGCUUCUGGCUCCAGUGCUCACUCUUCUUCUGGAUCGGGUGCUCCUUCUGGAUCUCUCUGCACCAUUAUCAUGACCACUACCAUCACCAACCCGAGUCUGGUUCCUCGUGCGGCAUGUGCUUGUGGUGACUCACCCAGCUCUGGUCUGACCUCAGUUAUUACUUCUGUUCUCCAGACUGUUGAGAAUCUGCUCAACGGUCUUGCUGACGCCGCCGGCAAUAUUGCCGCGCUUGGCCCUCUGCUUGCUGCAGUUACCGGCGCUAUCGAGGCUUUGCUUGCUGCCCUUGGUGGCAUCACCUGUCUCGCUGGCGAUGCACUCCUGUCGAUCUUUAAGAUUGUUGAUAACUUGGUCACUGUUAUUGAGAAUGUUGCCCAGCAACUCGCUAACAGUAGCGGUAUCUUGGCUCCCGUCCUCAAAUUGAUUCUUUCGGGUCUUAUCGGUAGCCUGAACAGCGUCAUUGGUACGAUUGCUUCCAUUCUCGCCAAGUCUAGUGGCUGCUACGACUGUGCUGAUAUCGACAACAUCAACAAGCUUAUCAACAGUGUCAACCAAAUUGGGGCCACGCUUUCCUCGCCUAUCACCAUCCCGUUGUUGAAGCCGUGCACUAGUGGUCCCAUCACUUUGACUACGGUUGGACCUUGCCCAUCUAACACUGUGAACCCCUCUAGCCCAGCUCAGUCUAGCUCAGCUUCCCCAAGUCAGUCAGGUGCUUCUAGCUCUGGUGCACAAUCCGGCUCAGCUACUCCUAGCCAAUCUGGUGCUUCUAGCUCCGCUGCACAGUCCGGCUCUGUUGCAGCUACGGGCUCAGGUGCUUCUAGCUCAGGUGCACAGUCCGGCUCCACUAUCGCAAGCGGCUCAGGUGCUUCUAGUUCAUCUGCAGGUCCUUGUGUAACCUCAUCCGCACCUGGCAUUGUCAACGAUCCUAUUCUUAGCUCCAUCUCUGCUGUCAUCCCUCCUUUGACCACUCUGAACUCCCUUGUCCAACAGUGGCAGUCCAGUGAUGGUUUGGGUGGUGCUCUUGCUAUUCAGAACAGCUACUACCCGCUGUACAGCUCGGUUAUGAGCCUACAGGCUGCCGUUGCUAAUCCUCCCCAGAUUGCUUCCAACAACGCUAUUGUCUACAUCAACUCGUUGAAUACCCUUGUUGCAGACAUUGCAACUCUGAUGGAUAGCCUCAAUGCCAAGGCGAAUGCAUUUGUUGCAAACAAUGUUGGAGGCAUUGUUGUUGGAGACAUUACUUCGCUUGCGAGCCCAGCAUCUAAGAUCGAGGCCCAACUAUUUGCCGGGUUCCCAAGCGAUAUUGCUUGUGCCGAUGUUUCUUCGGCAGCUGAGGUUGCUAGCAGUUUCUCAGCGGCAUUCGCUUCAGCAGUCAAGACCUUCACGAUCGUUCAAGGAAUUCCUGCAUUCCCUACAGCACCUUCAGCCUGCUUGAGCUACUGUUCGGCUGUUUCCAGUGUUCCUGAGGGAGCUUCUAGUGCACGUUCUGCGGCCCCCAGUGGGUCUGAGGGAGCUUCCAGUUCACCUUCUGCGGCUCCCAGUGGAUCUAAGGGAGCUUCUAGUGCACCUUCUGCAGCCUCCAGUGCGCCCACAGCUGUAUCCAGUUCACCUUCUGCUGUCUCUAGUGCCCCUGCUGCUUCUGUCUGCACUACCCUCAUCACUACCACUGGCCUUAUCCCCAGCGCUACCGCGUGUGCUUGCGGUGAAUCUCCCAGCUCUGGCUUGCCCUCCGUUAUUACUUCCGUUCUACAGACUGUUGAAAAACUACUGAAUGCUCUCGGUAACGCCGCCGGUAAUAUUGGCGCGCUUAGCCCUCUGCUUGCUGCAGUUACCGGUGCCAUCGACGCUCUGCUUGCUGCCCUUGGUGGGGUUACGUGUCUCGCUGGUGAUGCGCUGUUGUCGAUCUUCAAGAUCGUUGAUAACUUGGUCACUGUUAUUGAGAAUGUUGCACAGCAACUUGCCAAUAGCAGCGGUGUCUUGGCUCCCGUCCUCAAAUUGAUUCUUUCGGGUCUUAUCGGUAGCCUGAACAGCGUCAUUGUCUAG
Wickerhamiella sorbophila is the source of this 3837-nucleotide messenger RNA. RefSeq lists its product as hypothetical. The coding region runs from base 1 to 3837 and encodes 1278 amino acids. NCBI's taxonomy places the organism in Eukaryota, Fungi, Ascomycota, Dipodascomycetes, Dipodascales, Trichomonascaceae. The record is from RefSeq and is a predicted model, not a curated record. The transcript has 2 exons.